AUGCCAUUUGGUCUUCGAAAUGCUGCCCAAACAUUUAAGAGGUUCAUUGACCGAGUCCUACGUGGUCUCCCGUUUGUGUACACCUACAUCGAUGACCUCUUGGUGGCCAGUCGAAAUGCCGAGGAACACAAAGACCAUCUUGCCUUAGUGUUUGACCGCCUCGAUCAUUUUGGCGUGGUCAUUAACCCUUCGAAGUGUGUUCUGGGUGUGCCGUCACUUGAUUUUCUUGGUCGCCAUGUCGAUGCACAAGGUUUGCGUCCCCUCUAUUACAAGGUUGAGGCCAUUCGUGACUUUCCUCCUCCAACCUCCAAGCGUCAGUUGCAACGUUUCCUUGGCAUGGUAAACUUUUAUCGCCGGUUCCUACCUAACUGUGCCUACCUUAUGCUGACACUCACCAACUUGCUCUCUGGUCCCAAUGAUCCCGUUGAGUUACGUGGCCACGCGCUGACUGAAUUUGAGAGAAUAAAGAUCUCCCUUGCUGAUGUUACCUUGCUCACUCAUAUUGCUCCAGAAGCCCCAUUGUCCCUGAUGGUUGAUGCUUCGACCGUUGCCGUUGGAGCAGUCCUCCAACAGCAUAUCAACAACACGAAACGACCGUUGGCAUUCUUCUCCUAG
Messenger RNA from Spirometra erinaceieuropaei, 615 nucleotides. Lineage: Eukaryota; Metazoa; Platyhelminthes; Cestoda; Diphyllobothriidea; Diphyllobothriidae. The record is from the annotation of a GenBank genome assembly.